This is a messenger RNA of Alternaria burnsii, 1158 nucleotides long. RefSeq lists its product as uncharacterized. NCBI's taxonomy places the organism in Eukaryota, Fungi, Ascomycota, Dothideomycetes, Pleosporales, Pleosporaceae. Bases 1 to 1158 code for a protein of 385 amino acids. The record is from RefSeq and is a predicted model, not a curated record. The transcript is spliced from 5 exons.
AUGGCGUACUUACCAGCACACAUCUCAGGCUCAAACCCCUUCGAAUCUCCAUUUCUAGACCGUGAUAUCUCAAGCCCACCAUUCUUACCAAUCUAUCCCACUCUCCGUCCAAUCAAAGAGCCUCCCCGCCGUACACCAUCUCCACCAGCACCAACAAUCUACCUUACAGGCUACCGCUGCCACGCUAGCGACCCAGAAUAUAGAUACGCGAGGGAGAAAACAGGAGAAAUCCAGCCAUACUGGUUCGACGAAGCGCACGGUGCUGCGGACUUCAACGAGGGAGUGAGAAGGAGGGCGAGGAAUAAUAUGGCACCCCAUGAGGACGAAGUGGUGGUCAUAGGCCUUAAUGAUGAAGGGAAGGAGAUGGAUAGAGUAGCAGCUAGAGGUCUAAGGGAGAGAGCCAGGGAGAGGGCUUUGAUGAGGGAGGAGGGUGAGUGGAGGCUUGGGGGGUAUGUGGAUAUGAGCGGAGAAAUCGGAGGUAACGAUUUGGAAGACAGGAUAAUGAUCCGUGAGGAACAGUGGGAGCAGCUGGAGGCAGAGAGGGAGAGUUUGCAAGAAGAGAGGAAGAAGCUCAAUGUCAAUGAGACGGAAGAAAAGCGACAGGAAAAGGAAGAGCAGCAUGCUCGACGCGUACUUAUUCGUGACCGCGCGCUUGGCCUGCUAGAUUUUCAGAAGAACACGAAGCUAAAAGGCAAAUCGAAGGUUGAAAUCGCAGAGCGGCAAAACGUAAACGUUGAUUCCCUACAUAUUCCAGGCUUAAGCAGCUCCAAGGACAAUAUUCCUGUUCUCACCGAGCCGCAAUACUCACCCGCUGGCGAAGGACUCCCCCCUCCUCCGCCACUAACAGUCCGCAAUCCAGACCUUCCACAAAUGGUCACGCAGGAAGCCUCUACACCAACGCGCGGCCGAGGCCCAACGCGUCGCAGAGCGCCCACACCUCCAUCGUUGAAGAGCUCUACGACCACCGAAACCGAUAUCGACGAUCACAUUGUGCCUGUGCCUGAGAAUAGUGGACUGGUGAGAGACGUCGGUACAUUGGAGAGGCAGGUUCCAGAGAACAGUGGACUAGUACAGGACUUUGGUACGUUGGAGAGGGCGAGAGCGCGGAGGGCCGAUAGCAAUCGCUUCUUUGCGUGUUGCGUUGGAAGGAGGAAGUAG